AUGGCUGAUGAAUCCCAAGAUGCAUCCUUCACGUCUUUUUGGCACCGAUCUGUUGAUAAAAUCUCAUCUCAGAAGGUCAAAUUUAUGCCAAAUAUCACGAGACUUAAGACUUCCAAGGACGAGAAUAGCGAAAUAAAAUCCGGCACAUCUCAAAAACAACAUAGACGAGCUCAAGUCCGACGAGCUCAAAUAGAACAUCGACAGCGAAAACAGAACUACGUCAAGCAUCUUGAGGAAGAUGCGAUACGUCUUCGCGGGAUGAUUGCCACAACAAAAGACGAAAGUUCGGCCCUGGUGAAAGAAAACAAAGCAAUAGAAUCGACUUUAUUAGCUUCAGGUAUUAAGAAUCUUUCGAGUCUGAAAUCACAAGACCCAGGUUCACCUGCAAACAAGCCGAUCAAUAUGCCUCUCCAACAAGGAUAUGAUUCACUUCGUGGCCUUACCACCCCUGAUUCAACGCAAGGGACAAAACCUACCAUUAGAACAGUCGACUACGAGUCAGAAAAUAGUAGACUUUCAUGCUAUAUCAGUGAUGUGCUCACUCAGGACAGUGAUCCACUCACCAACUACUUCUCCGACAAUCAUGAUGUACCAUAUCCGAGUACUUCAUCUAGUUCUCAUAUCAAUAUUCGAUUCGACGAGUUUCUAAAUGCAUCUUGCCUUCAUCUUAGCGCGUCAUCCGACAGUUCUGCUAAAAAACAUGGGGCAAUUGAUCUUUCCAAACCCCUACCACCACUUCCUGGUCAAGUGUCGAUACCUGCAAAUGUAGUAUGGAAACCAUCACCUGACAUGUCGCUUAUAGCGAUCAAUUUCAUUCUUGCUCUCGAACACCCAUGUCGUACCCACUUUCACCAUUUUCCAGAGACACCUCUCCCUUUCGAUCCCGCCGGGGAUCCAUCCGGUCACGAGCUCAUGGCCUCAACACAUAUCUUCGCUCAGGCACCACCUAAAGCAUUUAGUGGAUCUACUUCCGAUAUAUCCUGGUCUUCUUCUUCUGUUUCUCUAGCUCAACUAUAUGCCAUGUCGCAGUCUCUGCCUGUUUCAGACUUUGAGAUUACUCCUGUUCAGGCAUGGUUUAUGAUAGCCGAGAAAUAUCAUAAUGAUAUUGAGAAAGUAGUUGGACCGAGAAAUAUGAAUAGUUUGAAGAGAGGACUGGGUGGUUUAUCACGAUGUUACCAGUUUGGGGCUGUAAUGGAUGUUGGCAGCUUCUGGGAGGUAGUGGAUGACGUUAUGAGACAAAAUGGGAGUUGA
Messenger RNA from Botrytis porri, 1251 nucleotides. RefSeq lists its product as uncharacterized. Gene Ontology annotation, molecular function: transcription cis-regulatory region binding; DNA-binding transcription activator activity, RNA polymerase II-specific. The transcript is spliced from 4 exons. Lineage: Eukaryota; Fungi; Ascomycota; Leotiomycetes; Helotiales; Sclerotiniaceae. The record is from RefSeq and is a predicted model, not a curated record. Bases 1 to 1251 code for a protein of 416 amino acids. Gene Ontology annotation, cellular component: RNA polymerase II transcription regulator complex.